Messenger RNA from Closterium sp. NIES-67, 4782 nucleotides. NCBI's taxonomy places the organism in Eukaryota, Viridiplantae, Streptophyta, Zygnematophyceae, Desmidiales, Closteriaceae. The record is from the annotation of a GenBank genome assembly.
UCUUUCUGGUCACACAGUCGCAUGCGUCAUUCCGUUGGUACAACUGUACUUUGGUCAGGCGGUCGCAAUGCCGAGUGACAUUUCUGUUGGUGAGUUGAGUAGCCUCCCCUCCCCUCCCACGCAGGAUUGUGUGCUGUUUACCCUCCCCAUUCAAAUUUCUCUCAUGGCUUCCGCCUGACGGCUCCCUCUGAGGCAGCGCCAAAGCAAGCCGAGUCAAUGCGCAAUUCAGUCCGUUAUCAUUUCCAGCACCCCAAACGAGUCAUAUCCAAAGUUGCCCGCGUCGAUUCAUCGGAUCCCAUGGCACCUGGCAGGCAAAUUCGAUCCAGCAGCGCCGAGCGUCGCAGCAGCAUGGGCGCGGCUGCAGCACCUGCCUCCCGCGGACCGCCUGCACACGGCGCUGCUGCCCGCCGCCAAGGGCAGAAAGGAGGGCGAGGGGGGCGGGGGGCUGGUGGCGGCGGACGUGCGCACGCUGAGGCGCGCGCAGCGGGAGCAGGUUGUGGAGCGCGCGCUGGGGACGGUGGAGGCGGACAACGAGGCGUUCCUCCAGAAGCUCGCACGCCGCGCCGACCGCGCGGGGCUGCAGCUGCCGUCAGUGGAGGUGCGCUUUGAGCACCUCCAAGUGCAGGCGGCCGUGUACGUGGGGGGGCGCGCGCAGCCCUCGCUGCCCAAUUCCGCGCGCAACGCACUCGCGUCUGCGCUUCGUGCACUGCGCCUGGUGCCGGACGCACGCCGCCCCUACCCCAUUCUGAACGGGUGCUCGGGCGUGCUGCGCCCGGGCCGCAUGACGCUGCUGCUAGGGCCGCCGGGCGCCGGCAAGUCCACGCUCCUGCAGGCGCUGGCGGGCUGCCAGGACCAGUCGCUCAAAGUCAGGCUUGUAACAGGGCUGCUGAGGCUUAUAACAGCUUCUAACCAACCGCUAACCGCUAUGUCCGGCAGCGUGACCUACAAUGGGCAUGCCCUGGGCGAGUUCGUGCCUGAGCGCACGGCGGCGUACGUGCCGCAGACAGACGAGCACAUUGGCGAGCUGACUGUCCGCGAGACGCUCGACUUCUCUGCGCGCCUGCAGGGCCCGGGGCUCAGGAAAGGGCUGGUGGCGGAGCUGGAUAGGCGCGAGGCGGAGCGCGGCAUCGUGCCAGACGCCGCCAUGGACGCCGCCAUGAAGGCCAUGGCAGUGGAGAGCAACCCCACCAACGUCAUCACGGACUAUGUGCUCCAGAUCCUCGGCCUGGACGUGUGUGCCGACACAGUGGUGGGCAAUGGCAUGUUGCGCGGCAUCUCGGGCGGGCAGAAGAAGCGUGUGAGCACGGGCGAGGCGCUGGUGGGCGGCAAGCAGGUGCUGCUGCUGGACGAGAUCAGCACGGGGCUGGACUCCUCCACCACCUUCCUCAUCACGCGCUGCCUGCGCCACCUCACCCACCUGCACCGCGCCACCACGCUCGUGGCGCUGCUGCAGCCCGCCCCUGAGACGUACACCCUCUUUGACGACGUGCUGCUGCUCUCCGAGGGCCACGUGGUGUUCCACGGCCCGCGGGAGGCCGUGCUGCCCUUCUUCCGCGCACUGGGCUUCCACUGCCCCGCCCGCAAGGGCGAGGCGGACUUCCUGCAGGAGGUGACGUCCAUCAAGGACCAGGGGCAGUACUGGAGCGAUGCCACCCACCCGCACCACUACGUGCCCGCGGUGGCCUUUGAGGCCGCCUUCAACGACACACACCUGGGCAAAGCGGCUGCUGCCCACCUCUCCGUGCCCUACCCCAGGGAGAAGAGCCCUCCCGGCGCCCUAGCUCACGAGCGCUACGCACUGCCGCCCACAGCCAUGGUGGCGGCGCUGCUGGCGCGCGAGUGGGCGCUCAUGCGGCGCAACGGCGUGCUGUACGCGGCGCGCACGGUGCAGACAGUGCUGCUGGCGCUGGCCGCCAUGACCGUCUUCCUGCGCUGCACGCUGCACGUGGCGGUGCGCGACGGCGCCUACUACCUGGGUGCGCUGUUCUUCGCGCUGCUCAUGAUGCUCUUCAACGGCCUCUCCGAGAUGGCGCUACUCACCGCCCGCCUGCCCGUCUUCUACCGCCACCGCGCCGCGCUGCUCUACCCUGCGUGGGCAUGGGUGGCGCCCAUGGCGCUGCUCUCGCUGCCCUUCUCUGCGUGGGCGUCCGCCCUCUGGGCCGCCCUCACCUACUACACCAUCGGCUUCGCCCCCGAGCCGGGCAGGUUCUUCCUGCACCUGCUGCUGCUCUUCCUGCUGCACCAGACCGCCAUCGCCCUCUUCCGCCUCGUGGCAGCGCUCGCCCGCAGCACCGUGCUGGCGGCCACUGUCGCCACGUGCGCCCUCGUGCUGCUCGUCCUCCUCGGCGGCUUCCUCCUCGACAAAGCGGACAUCCACAGCGUGUGGGUGUGGCUGUACUGGCUGUCGCCCCUCAUGUACGCGCAGACCGCCAUCAGCGUCAACGAGUUCCUCGCGCCCAGGUGGAACGUGUCUGCAGGGCCGCUCUUCCCCCCCUCGGCCACCAUGGGGCAAGUGGUGCUGGAGAGCCGCUCGCUGGCCACGGAGGGCGGGUGGAGGGGCAUAGGCGUGGCGGUGCUGCUGGGGUACAUCGUGCUCUUCAACCUCCUCACCACCCUCGCCCUCACUUACCUCCAUCCUUGGGGCCGCCCGCACCCAGGAGUGUCGGAGGAGCAGCUGGAGGCGAAGCAUGCGGCGCGCACAGGCGAGGUGGGGGGACUGGCAGGCGGUAGUGAGAAGCGGUCCAGGCGGCAGCGCAAGGGCACGGGCAGUGCGCUGGACCAAUACUGCAGCAGGCACACGGGAUCGAGAGACGUGGAGUCCCAGCUAGGGUCAGAGGAAGGCCAGCACGGCAUGGUGCUGCCGUUUGAGCCACACUCGCUCUCUUUCCACAACGUCAGCUACUUCGUCGACAUGCCUGCCGACAUGCGCACCGAGGGGGCACCCCCACACGCACGCCUGCAGCUGCUGCGCUGUGUGUCGGGCGCCUUCCACCCCGGGGUGCUGACGGCCCUGAUGGGUGUAUCGGGCGCAGGCAAGACGACCCUCAUGGACGUGCUGGCAGGGCGCAAGACCGGGGGGUUCAUCGAGGGCGAUGUGCGUGUCUCGGGGUUCCCCAAGGUCCACGAGACGUUUGCGCGCGUGGCGGGGUACUGCGAGCAGAGCGACAUCCACACGCCGCAGGUGACGGUGCACGAGUCGCUGCUCUUCUCCGCGUGGCUGCGCCUGCCGGCGGACGUGGGGCGCGAGGUGCAGGAGGAGUUUGUGGAGGAGGUGAUGGCGCUGGUGGAGCUGGACGGGCUGAGGGGCGCCAUGGUGGGGCUGCCGGGGGUUAACGGGCUAUCCGUGGAGCAGAGGAAGCGGCUGACGAUCGCGGUGGAGCUGGUGGCGAAUCCGAGUAUCAUCUUCAUGGACGAGCCCACCAGUGGGCUGGAUGCGCGUGCGGCAGCCAUUGUGAUGCGCACUGUGAGGAACACGGUGGACACGGGGCGGACGGUGGUGUGCACCAUCCACCAGCCGUCCAUCGACAUCUUUGAGGCCUUUGAUGAGCUGCUGCUCAUGAAGCGCGGCGGCGAGGUGAUCUACAUGGGCCCGCUGGGCACCGACUCCAAGGUCAUGAUCGACUACUUCCAGGCCAUCCCCGGCAUGCCGCCCAUAUCUGACAGCUACAACCCCGCCACGUGGAUGCUCGACAUCUCCACGCCCGCCAUGGCCGACAAGCUCGGCCUCGACUUUGCCGAUAUCUUCUGUCAGUCGGACCAGUUCCGCCGCAACGAGGCGCUCAUCCUCUCCCUCAGCACGCCCGCGCCGGGCCAGCACGACCUGUCCUUCGCCACGCAGUAUCCCACGAGCUACGCCGUUCAGUUUGUCGCGAACCUGUGGAAGCGCGCGCGCAUGUACUGGCGUGCGCCCGACUACAACGCCGUGCGCUACUUGUUCACGGCCGCCAUGGCGCUGCUCAUCGGCGGGGUGUACUGGGGGCUGGGGCAGCAGCGCGCCACGCAGCAACAGGUGCUGAACGUGAUGGGCGCCCUGUAUACCGCGGCGCUCUUUGUGGGGUGGAACAACGCCGCAUCCGUGCAGCCCAUCGUGGCCGUCGAGCGCACCGUCUUCUACCGCGAGCGCGCCGCAGGGCUGUACAGCUCUCUGCCGUACGCGCUGGCGCAGGGGGCCAUUGAGGUGCCGUACGUGGUGGUGCAGACGGCGGUGUACUCGCUUAUCACCUUCUCCAUGAUCCACUUUGAGUGGACGGCUGGCAAGUUCUGGUGGUACGCGCUCUUCAUGUUCCUCACGCUGCUCUACUUCACGUGCUACGGACUCAUGGCCAUCGCCGUGUCGCCCAACGAGCAGCUCGCCAUGGUGCUCUCCUCCUCCUUCUUCUCCACCUGGAACCUUCUCUGCGGCUUCCUCAUCACCAGACCUCAAAUCCCGGUGUGGUGGCGCUGGUUCUACUGGAUAGAUCCUGUCGCAUGGACCCUCUACGGCCUCAAUGUCGCGCAGCUGGGAGAUGUGACCACCACCAUUCAAGUGCCAGGCAUGUCGCCGGACCCCACUGUUCAAGGCUACCUGGAGGAGGUGUUUGGCUACCAGUACUCAUGGCUGGGUUACGUGGUGCUUGCUCUUGCCGGUUUUGUCAUUCUAUUCUUCAGUGUUUUUACCUUCGCCUUGAGAAGGUUCAACUUCCAAAAUCGUUGAGCAUGCUGCCGAGUAUCAACUCUUUGCCAAGGAUGUAGAUUCUUCCCAAGGUGUUUAAUGACUGAUAUCAAGUGUAAUUUUUCUUAUGC